Ectocarpus siliculosus is the source of this 2408-nucleotide messenger RNA. The record is from the annotation of a GenBank genome assembly. Lineage: Eukaryota; Phaeophyceae; Ectocarpales; Ectocarpaceae.
AUGCGCUGUAUGAGCGUGGCAACGAGCUCUUCUUCUUCUGCUAGAACGGUACGGAAAGAAGCGCUCUUUCUCGAGCUAGUGUCAUCCUGCCUUUGUCAGGUACUCUGGAGAUGUGCUCGCAUUACUGGGGCCAACACCCAGAAACAAGAGACACGCACGCGCACGCAGCACGUCCGUCUUCCACAUCUCUACGUGACGGUCAUCUUUCCGUGCCCACGUAUAAUAUCGAAGAGUGCUUAUCCCGGAGUACCUGAGGAGGAGAAGACGGGGAAGACCAUCGUUCACAUGCAAGCGCAGCAGCUUCAGGAUGCGCUGGAGUCAGCUGCACUUUUUGUGCUAGGGUCAGCCCCGAUGAGCUUUCUCGUGGACUCCUUCAACGCUUUUCUCGAGUUGUUAGGGGCACCGGUACCUCCAACAGAUGCGGAACAGCUGGCAACUUGGAUUGCGGCAACCAUGUCGACCCUGGCGUCUUACUACAUUUUCUUCGGGAAAAGGCACAAACGCCGCCGUGAGCACCUCUACACGGAGCUUCGGCGAGCUCAGCUGCAGGUCACGAGGCUGGAGGAGAAGCUUCUCGAAGCAGAGGGGGAAGAAGACAGCGGUAAGGGUGGUCGAGAAGUCCGAAUCUGGAUGGACGGGGCAUUUGAUAUGAUGCACUAUGGUCACAUGAACGCUUUUCGACAAGGGAAGGCGUUAGGUACGCACCUUGUGGUUGGGGUCAACAGCGACGAGUCCAUCGCAAAAUGCAAGGGCCCACCGGUGAUGAAUGACCAGGAGCGUCUUACAGCAGUGGAGGGCUGCAAGUUCGUCGACGAAGUUGUUCCGGGGGUACCGUACGUAAUGAGCCCGGAGUACCUCGAGUACGUUAUCGACAAGUAUCGCAUCGACUUCGUGGUGCACGGCGACGACCCUUGCAUCGUCGACGGGAAGGAUGUCUACGAGGCUGCCAAAGCAAGGGGCAAAUACCGUUCUAUCCCGCGGACGGAAGGUGUCUCAACUACAGACAUUGUAGGGCGUAUGCUGCUACAGAGCAGAAGCCACCAUUCUCUGCGCGGAGGAGAACAGGAGAUUCCUCGGUUGGCAUCCUUCAAUCGUCGGCGUGAGCCAACACAGGUGCGAUCGAAGUUUCUCACGACGUCGUGGAUGCUGCGGCUUUUCUCUGCUGGAGUACAAGCCCCGCCAAAGGGUGCCCGAGUGGUAUACAUUGACGGUGCAUGGGACAUGUUUCACGCCGGGCAUGUGGCAAUCCUCAAGCAGGCCCGGGAUUUCGGGGACUACCUGAUCGCGGGUGUACAUAGCGACGAGGUGGUAAAUGCCCAGCGCGGCCUCAACAUGCCCAUCAUGAAUCUCAACGAACGAGUGCUAAGUGUGCUUGGCUGUGCGUACGUCAACGACGUCUUGAUUGAUGCACCGCUACGGAUGACAAGGGAGAUGAUUGCGUCGCUCAAUAUUGGCGCUGCAGUACAUGGCACCGUGGACGACAACAUGGCAGUGCACGCAACGGGAGAUGAAGGCGGUCAAGGUCAAGAGGGUACCAGGUUCUCGCCGUACGAGGUGCCCAAGGAAAUUGGCAUCUUCCACGAGAUCAAGAGCUCUUCAAACCUCACGGUCAUGGAAAUCGUUGGGCGCAUCGAGGCCAAUCAAGAACUGUUCCAGCGAAAAUACGCCAAGAAGAUGGCAGCAGAAGACGAGUAUUACAAGAAUCGGUACAAGCUAACGCCGAAAGACGCAACUACAGCGUCUUCUUGAUUCUGCAAGUGUCUCGUGACUGGGGUUUGCCGCAAAUGAUGGUAAUCGAGGCCUGGGGGCGCCGUGGACAUGACCUUGGUUUUGACAAACUUGAGCGUUUGAAUUUUGGAAAUAUUAAAACGCGAGACUGAUCGAAUACUGCUGUACAGAAGGGAGCGAGUCCCAGAAAGAAAAAUAAGUGAAGUGGAACAGCAUUCUAUUCGCCACGGGCGCCUUUUCUCUGUCUACAUACACCAUUAUUAUCCAACUCCGUCCAAAGAGUGCCCGUUGGGCUCUACCGACAUAUGCAUAUGCAUAGAGAUCUAUUCCGAGUCUUCAAUCGUUUGUCUCUUGGUUGCCGUUUGGUCCGCCUGUCCGGCCUCAUCUUCGUCACUGUCCCAUUUUCUCUUUUGCCCUGCGCCGGCCUCACCCUCGUCCUCACCCCCGAACGCGUCGUCAGAAUCGUCACUGCUUGAUGAUAACCCGAUGUCUUUCAGGUUAGGUUGCGGCAGCAAGGGCGCCUGCGCAUCGCUCGUUCCGGCGCCAUCCCCGUAUCUGUCGGCCUGCCCUGCCCCAUCGUCGUCGUUGUCAGAGAGUACAUCUGCAUCCUCUUCAGACCCACUCUCAUACUGAGGUGCCUGGUUCGAGCUUUGCUCGCUUCCUCUCCCCCCUUUCCCACC